AUGGCUGAUAUUCUGGGCACGGUUGUUGGGGUGGUGUCUCUCGGUCUACAACUAUGUUCGGGCAUCACCAAAUACCUUGAUGGGGUCAAGGGCCAUCGAGAAGACAUCGCCUCAGCUUCUCGUCAAUGUCAGUCCCUCGAGGCAUUUCUCAUCCAGCUCCGGGACAUGCAGAGCCGUAUUGCAGGUGCAACAAACGGGGAUGCCAUAGAGCGAGCCGUUUCCUCUGUCAAUGCAGAGCUCGAUGGCCUGCGUACAUUCGUCGACGAAAUCCGCAGAAGCGAGGACUCCUCAGGGUCAUUUUCGGAAUGGAUCAGCGAGAGAAAAAAGCAAGCGAUAUACCCCUUUAAGCGGAGUCAGCUUGAUCGCUUGGAGACCCAACUUUCGAAAGCGAAUGAGGCUUUGCAGACUGCUAUUCAAGUAGCUCAGCUGUACGUCAGGAAGUAA
This is a messenger RNA of Colletotrichum orchidophilum, 444 nucleotides long. RefSeq lists its product as uncharacterized. Bases 1 to 444 code for a protein of 147 amino acids. The transcript has a single exon. The record is from RefSeq and is a predicted model, not a curated record. NCBI's taxonomy places the organism in Eukaryota, Fungi, Ascomycota, Sordariomycetes, Glomerellales, Glomerellaceae.